Molecule: messenger RNA, 6047 nt
Organism: Perca fluviatilis (European perch)
Lineage: Eukaryota; Metazoa; Chordata; Actinopteri; Perciformes; Percidae
Gene: alpk3b
Product: alpha-kinase 3b
Exons: 15
Coding region: 256-5211 (1651 amino acids)
Biological process (GO): protein phosphorylation; cardiac muscle cell development
Cellular component (GO): nucleus
Molecular function (GO): ATP binding; protein serine/threonine kinase activity
Source: RefSeq, a predicted model, not a curated record
CUUCUCCUCUGGGGAUCCAAUGCAAUUGUCGCUCACAGGACAAUGCAUGCUAGAGAGCCUGGCCAACUAUAAAUAGUCCAGCAGCCUACGCAUGCUCAUGUUUGAUUGGAAAUUGCAGUGCCUUAGGUCAGUGCCGUGGGGUAUCUGUCAAAGGAGGGAGAGAAACUUGUGAAUGCCAAAAGAAAAGUGACAACACAAACUUUUGUCCUCUGAAGAACUUUUUUCCCUUCUGAGUAUUCCUUUUUUGGGUGAAAAAUGGGUUCACGGAGGACGAUGACACGCUCCUCUUCUAGCAAUGGAAGAUCCAGCGAUGGGGAUAAUAUCAGCGGGAGUAGCCGGCCUAGUGGUUGCAGCUACCUCUCUAACGUGAGGCCAGAGAACAGGAGCACACUCUGCAGCGUGAUGGCCCAGUUAACUGAGGAAACACAGCCCUCCUUUGAAACUACCCUCAAGUCAAAAGCUGUGUCUGAGAAUUGCAAUGUGAAGUUCUUUUGUGUGGUUACAGGAUACCCUACUCCUCAAGUUACUUGGUAUAAGGAUGAUAUGCAGUUAGACAGAUACUGUGGACUGCCUAAAUAUGAAAUAUUUCGCAAUGGACAAAACUAUUCCCUGCACAUUUACAAUUGCACUGUGGAGGAUGCAGCUAUAUACCAGGCCUCAGCCAGCAACAGUAAAGGUAUUGUGUCCUGCUCUGGGGUCCUGGAGGUGGGUGAAAUGAACGAGUUCAAGAUCCACCAGCGCUACUUUGCCAAGCUCAAACAAAAGGCAGAGAGCAGACGCAGGGAAGCGGAAGGUAAAGAAAACCAGGAGCCGAUACGAACCAUCAGUCCAGACCGCACGCAGAGGAAACGCCGUUCCACAAUGGAGGCCUUUCUCAGCACACCAAGCUCCAUGGAGGAUGAGGGCAAUGAACAGAGCCAUCAGGCUGUAGUGGUAGAGACUGUGGCCCGGUUACAGGAGGCAACUGUGGAAGAGGUGGAGGAAAAGCCUGUCCCCAUCGCUAAUGGAGCUGUGUCUGCUGUAACUAAUGGACAAACCAUCAGUGAAAAUGGCAACAAGAGCGGGACAUAUAUUUAUGACUCUGCCCAGAAAAUUUUUACUGUUCACCAACCCAAAACUCCCUUUGUCAAAAAGAAGAUUAAAAUUUCCAACAGUACACCAGGAGAGCAGGCAUCUGAGGAGAGGAGGGCAAUAAAUGAGACCUUAACCUCUGUAGCUAUAGCCUGCACAGAGUCAGUACAGUCUGAGGGGAAUUCAGAAGAGUUUAUGGAAGUAGAGAACACUGAUAGUUCAUCAGCUGUGGAUUCAGACUGCAGAAACAUGACAGAACAACGUCAGAAAGCAGAAACAGAGGAAGUAUUGUUAGCUAAAAGGCCUUUAAAGAAUGAAAACAUAUGUGUUGAGGUAGCUGUGCCUUCACAGAAAGAACAGCUCACUGCUUCAGUACCCCCAGCUGCUCUUACAUCUACAAGUCAUAAGACUGUGUCAGAAACUGAAGGUAAAAAAGCUGCAAAGCAUGAGAAGGAAGCUGGAAGCAAAGAUACAGAACAAAAUGUGGCAAUGCAGAACCAAAGUCCUCACUUAUCCUCAACAGAAGGACAGUCAGGUGCUGCAGCAGAACCUCAACAACCCCUAAGCAUAGUUAAAGGGAACAUUUCUAAAACAGAACAUGUUACAGUCAUGGAUGUUGGCGAGAAGUCAAAGACUUCCACGGGUGGAUGUUUACCACAAGGAGAGCCGGUGAACGCACCGUGUGAAAACAGGAAUGCUUUACCUCAGUGUCCACAUAAACAGCCUGGAGAUCAGCUGUCUGCGAAGGAAACAAGCCCCCGCCAAAAUAAUGUGUCUGUGUCUGCCGUGCUGAAUGAGGUUACACAGGCCCAUACAACGAUGAGCAGGAAUGAUGCACCUGUCAGCAUUGAGCUUCCACCCAACCAGAUGGACGUGCAACCACCACAAAAGACUCUAUCAGAGAGAGAGACCACGACAGAUGACAUCCAGACCCCUUCAUUGCACAGUGGUCUACAAGUAGCAAUGGACAAAAUGACACAGGACACAUGGGAUCAUUCCAGGGGAUCAAAUGAAAGCCAUACAGUCCUUUUUACAGACCUACAGAAGUCAACCCUCCAAAGCCCCGGUGGUGGUGAGAACACCCAAGGGUGUAACGUUUCUUCCAGCGCCCAGCAAAGCCAAGUUGAUACAGCUAUAAAAACCUUUGAAGGGACAGAAAUACAAGUUAGUGAGAAGGUAGAGGGUAACGAGGUAGGUGAGUUACUAGUGCAGUCUGACAUUGUGGCCCCAAAUGAGAAGAAAGUUGAGAUGGAGACUGAAAGUGCUGCUCUGCAUAUAAUAGAACACACUGAAACAGAAAUCACCAAAGGUGCAGCAGAUAAAGACACUAAUGCUAUCAUUGUGGAUGUAUGUAAUAAAGAAACUGAGAAGAAUGAGCAUAUAUUAAAAAUGGCGGAGGGAACUAGUUCAGCAUUAAAUAAUCUGAAGUCAUCUCGAUAUGAGCCUGCUAUCCCACUCCUAACAAAAACUCAAAAAAACACAAACAUAUCCGAACUCCAGAUUAAAGACUUCCAGGAAAUUCACAAACCUGUAACAAAAGUCAUAUCUGUAGCUGAACUUUUGAGAUCACAAUUAAAGGCUCUUGACUCUACACUAGAAAAUUCUGUGACCGCCAUAGCGGUCAAUGCUGGCUUUGUACAAGAUCUAACUACAGCUGUGACAAAAACAUGUGAUGAGUUAAAAGAGGAUGGCAGCAAACUGGAAGUGAAGAAGUCUGACAAGAAAACUGAGACAAGUAUUACUCCUCCUAGGAACAUAAAGGAAACCCUCAUGGAGGUUUAUAAUCAACUAUAUAAAACGGAUCAGGAACAAAUUCAGUCUCAAGGUGCAACUUCACCGCCUGUUCAGGCUUUACAAAAACCUCUUGUAAUCCCACCCAUCUCUGUCGUAGACACUUGCACCACUAUAGAGACUGCAGGACUUCAGGACAGUGACAAAAGAUAUAAUGAAGGUUUUUUAAACAUUGGACAGGAAACUGGAGCAUCUACUAUGGUUCCUCUGAAAGAUUGCCCUGUUGUAUUGCUUUCUGGGAGUGAAAAUGUCAAACACAAUUUUCCCCCUUCGACUUCUGAGGACGAACUUACCAAAAGACUUACAUGUGGAACUGUCAGUCCAGAACCUGGGACUCCACUUGCAGUGAUAAAGGCCAGCAGUCAAAAGGUAAAUAUUACAGUUUUGGAGCAUGCCAAAGGUGACCCUGUUCAAAGCAAGGACAUGUUAACCUCAGAAACACAACUAAACAGCAAAACUGUAAAGGGGAUUCCUGAAAUGAAUUCCACAACACUAGAUCAAUACAAAAUAGAAGAAUAUGACACAAAGAACUGUUCUUUGCAGAGUGCAAAAAGGAUUCCCACUAAAAGUGUACUUGGCACAGAUACACAAGAGGAAGAGGACAGUUCUAUGGUUGAGGAUUUUCCAAGGACUGACUCCUUCAGCAAUCCAACUCCUGAGGCUAGUCCAUUGUUAAAGAAAAGAGAGAGUGUUUCUCCCAUUCCUUCGGCUACUCCACAAGAGCUGGCAUCUGGGGCCAGACGCAAAAUACUAGUACCUAAGGCCAAACCUGAGGAGGCCUCAGAGGCCACAUCACCAGUUGAUAACCAAAUUCAGAAAAAGGAAGUUCCUACAGAGAACAGCAAGCUUUUUGCAAGUCCUGUGACCUUCUCUACGUCUCCAAGCCUGUCACGACGGUCACCUCUGCUUCAGAGGCGUGGGGAGCAAACGUCCCCUGGAGAAAGGCGUUCUCCGCUCUUAAGCAGGAGGAAGACGACAUCUGAGACUCAAGCACCAAGCCGGCCGCCUGCUGAGGAGCUCCACAGCCCCAUAACUGAGGUGAAACCUGCAGAGAAGGACAAGCAUGACCCAUUCAAAGCUCCUCAAGUUAUUCGUAAGAUCAGGGGCGAAACCUUCGCAGACGCUUCAGGACACUUGAAACUGUGGUGCCAGUUCUUCAACGUUCUUAGUGACUCUACAAUCAAAUGGUACAGAAAUGAAGAGAGGAUUGCUCAGAUUAUAAAAAAUGCAGGGGAUGAAACUCAGGUCAAUCUUGCCAUUGUUCAGGCAUCAUGCAAAGACUCUGGUGUUUACGGAUGCACAAUCACAAAUGAAUAUGGAACCGACUCCACAGAUUGUCUUCUUAGUGCAGAUAUUUUGGCUGGAAUGUCCCUACGUGAGGACCUUGGUGUUGGAGAGGAAAUCGAAAUGACACCCAUGAUAUUCAACAAGGGUGUGGCUGAUUCUGGUGUCUGGGGUAACAAAUUAUUUGGCCGUAUAAUGAUGCAGGAAUCUCAUAUUGGUGAUGGCUGUUCUCAUAAAGUCUGGAGGGCAAAAGUCAUCUAUGGUCUGGAGCCUGUGUUCGAGUCUGGAAACACAUGUAUCAUUAAAGUGCGCAACCCCAUUGCCUAUGGAGGCAAAGCAGAAAGCUGUCUUAUAGACAGGAACCUCGACAUUAUCAAGCAGGAGUGUAAAAUUCAGAACUUGGCUCGUGAAUACUGCAAAAUCUUCUCAGCAGAGGCAAGAGUGAUUGAAAACUUUGGCCCCUCUCUUGAGGUGAUUCCAGUCUACCUGAUGUACCGACCAGCAAAUACAGUCCCUUAUGCAUCAGUAGAGGCUGAUCUGACAGGAGUCUAUCAGAAAUACUCUGUCCUGGAUGAGACAGGCAGAAUAGACAUGAGGUCUGGCUCUGAGGCGGAGCAGAAGUGCUGUGCACUGCAGCACUGGAUCUUUCAGUGGACCAAUGGCAAUCUGCUACUCACUCGGCUAGAAGGUGUUGGCACCAAGAUCACCAAUGUCGGGAUUUCAGUCAAAUCGACAGGGCAUCAAUUGCUGUCUGUUGAAGGGAAUCCCAAAGUUUUUGAGCAAUUUGUCUCCCAGCACCAGUGUAACUAUUUCUGUGGUCUGCUCAGCCUGAGGUCACUAAAGGUCAUAGACUCUUUAUUGACGCCAAUGAAGCCCAAGGGCUCCAAGAGCCCGUUACUUCAACGCAAAAUGGCUGCUGGCUCCUCCAGCCCUCAGAUUGGCCGGAAAGCUGCUGGCAGCCCCCGACUGCCCAGGAAGACUGAGCCAGAGGGCAGAAAGACCCCCACAACACAAAAAGCUGCUGAUGCUCCCAAAGAUGUUAAUCACAAAAUUAUCACUCAAUAAGACAUGAAAGAUCUCACAUUUAUUCAUUGGAGCAGUAUUCUGAUCAAAUGCCAUUGAUUUUCUACGUGAUGAAGUCCUAAACCAGAAAUGGUUCUCUGUUGGGUAUGUAUCAGCAAAACAGCCCAGGAGGAAGAGACAGAAAGAAGGCUGAUAUACUUCUAUGAGAGGGGCAUACAACCAUUCAGAUACCAGGAAAGAGAUUAAUAAUAAUAAUAAUAAUAAUAAUAUGACUUAACUAUUUAAUUUUAACAGCCACCAUUCCUUGCUAUUUUCACUUAUUGUGGAUUGAUGCCCUCACGUGUUGUGGUGUUUUUAUAUUGUAGCCUUCAUUCAACCAAUCUUAGGGUUGAAACUACAGCGCAGUAGCAAGUAAUAACUUUCCUGGGUUUGUAUUCUAUCAAUCCCUGUACCGUUGUAGGUCACAGAUUGUGAAUCCCAAUCUCAGGUCAGCGUAUUUGUACUAAAUGAAUGUGCAAGAUAAAAAAAAUUGAACUGAAGUGGUAUUAUAUGUAGUCUUAGUGUCCUUGUAAAUGGAAAAGCACAAUCAUGUAUCUGUUGUAGUCACCCUUUUGAGAAUGUAGAGCAGUUAUUAUGUCAAUUAAACCAUAACAGAUACACACUACUGCACAUUUUUAAGGCUGGGAGAAAACAACCUAUAUUUUUUCAGAAUUGUAUCAAGCCAAAUAGCUUCACAUGAAACUGUUGUAAAGUGGCAAAAGGUGCUGUGCUUUUAUACUGUAACUGUUUACUUGCUGUUCUACAUUGCACUGCAUUUUUAGAAACUGCACCUUUGAAUGCAACUGGCUGUAAAAUAAAAGAUAUGAUUUUGGCUUGUA